AUGAUGUGUCCAGCCCUUCCCAUCCUCUUUGCCAUCCUGCUCCUCUCAGCCAGGGCCUCAGGAGCGCCGAGCUUCGUGGUGGUGUCCCCGGCUGUGCUGUACCACCCCCAGCCUGCCACGCUCUGGGUGCACCUCAGGGACCUCCAGGGGCCCGUCCAGCUCCAUGUGCAGCUGCAGGGGGACAGCAGGACCCCUCCCACCACCCUACUGAGCCGAGAGGUCCUGGAGCCCCAGCUGUACCUGAACGUCACCUUCCCUGCUCCAGCCCCUGCCCAAGGGAAGGAGGAGAUCGUGGCCCUGAACGUCUCCAUCCGAGGAGAGUCCCUGGAUGUCUCCGAGGAGAAGAAGGUGAUGCUGAGAGUUCUGAGCCCCGGGGUGUUCAUCCAGACUGACAAGGCUGUGUACAAACCCGGGCAGGAAGUGAAGUUCCGAGUGGUCUCUUUGAAUAAGGACCUGACCCCCAGCAGCCAGAAGCUGCCCCUGGUGUUCCUGCAGGAUCCCAGCGGGAACCGCAUCGCGCAGUGGCGGGAGCUGAGCCCUCGGCAGGGAAUCGUGGAUUUGUCUCUCCCGCUGGCCUCGGAGCCGGCGCUGGGCACCUACACCAUCAGCGUGGAGGGGAAGAGCCACUCCUUCAGCGUGGAGGAAUACGUGCUGCCCAAGUUUGAGGUGACCAUUCACCUCCCCAGCGUGCUGUGGGAGCAGGACGAGAAGAUCCCGGUGGAGAUUUGCGGGCGCUACACCUACGGGAAGCCUGUCCAAGGGAAGGUCCAGGCUGACCUGUGCCUCAGACAGAACCUCUGGGCUCACGGGUUACAGAAGACCUGCACCCAGGUUAUGGGGCAGACGGAGAAGAACGGCUGCUUUUCCACAGAGGUUUCUCAGGCUGCCUUCAAGGAGAGUAUUUUGCCUUCAUUUUCGAGGAAGAAACUCGAAGUCGAGGCAUCACUGGUGGAGGAUGGCACAGGGCUGGAGAUGAAGAGUGCCAAGACCUGCAAGGUUUUACGCAAAUCUGUCAUGGUCACCUUUGAGAACCCUGAUCAUGCCUACAAGCCAGGACUCCCCUACAGUGGGACGAUCCGGCUGGAGGAAGCCGACGGCUCUGGGCUACCCCACAGGCAGGUCCUGCUCUCCAUCAACAACAAUAGAGAAAAGAGGACACAAAGCCUCCUGACUGACAGCUCAGGGAGAGCCUUCUUCCAGCUGGACACCUCUGGCUGGGGGGACCGGGUCUCCUUGCGGGCUAAAGUCAUUGGGACAGCUGAGAGCCAGGAGGGCUCGUUCAGGCCCCGAGGUGCCUUCCUGACCCUCAUGCCUCACUUGUCCAAGAGCGGGAGCUUCCUGCACAUCCGCGCCCCGCAGGGCGAGCUGCCCUGCGGCCACUCCCAGCUGCUCCACGUGGAUUCCAUCUUUGGCAAGGAGGCUUUGGGCACUGAGCUGAGGAGCCUGGAUAUGGUUUUCAUGGUCCUGGCCAAGGGCUCCAUAACCAGCAUCUUCAGGAAAGAGAUCUCUGCAGAGCCUGGACAGAGAUCCUCCCUCUCCCUGGAGCUGCCCAUUGGCGUGGAGCUGGCACCCAUGGUCAGGAUUCUGGUGUACGUGCUGCUGCCCAGCGGCGACAUGGUGGCUGCUGGCACUGAGCUCUCCGUGGCCAAGUGCUUCCCCUACCAGGUGAGAGGAGCUGGGCUGUCCAUGGCUGCUGCCUUGGGAUCCAUCCCGCCCCAGGAGCAACGCAGUGUCAGGGUCUCCCAACCCAGCGUGCUGCUCCUCAAGCCCGAGGCUGAGCUCAACGCCGAGGCUGUCUACAAAGCACUGCCCGAAUUCAGCAACCCCCACAGCAUCCAGGAUGAACCAUUAUGUGACUGGCUGGACUCCAAGAGGCACCCCUACAUGUUAUUCCAGGAUGCAGCACUGAAGCUCUUCACCAACAGCAGGGAGCCUUGCUGGCGCAGGCUCCACAUGGUUGGAAUGGCAGGUCCUGGAGGAGACAUGAGACUACUCCGUGGGGAAGUGGGAAGCAAUGUUUAUGAAGGAAUUAUGCCAAUGUUCACCUCAGCCAGCUCAGGCAUCGAGGGUGGGGAAGAGCCCCCAGCACCCCGGACAUACUUCCCAGAGACGUGGCUGUGGGACCUGGUCCCUGUAGGGGAGAGUGGCUCUGCCGAGAUGACGGUGACAGUGCCCGACACCAUCACAGAGUGGGAGGCUGGGAUGUUCUGUACAGCCCCACAGGGCCUGGGGCUGUCCCCUGCUGUCACCCUCACGGCCUUCCAGCCAUUCUUCGUGGAGCUGGCGCUGCCCUACGCUGUGGUGCGCCACGAGAGCUUCACCCUCAGGGCCACCGUCUUCAACUACCUGCGCCAGUGCCUGCGGGUUCAGGUGACGCUGGCAGAGUCGGUGGAGCUGGAGGUGUCACCGAGGGCAGGGGACACAUACACGGGCUGUGUCUGUGCAGAUGAAGCCAAGACCUUCCAGUGGGGCGUGCGAGCCACCAGCCUGGGGGAGGUGAACAUCACUGUGAGCACCGAGGCCCUCAGCUCCUCUGAGCCCUGUGGCAACGAGCUGCCCCUGGUGCCGACCCAGGGCCGCGUGGACACCGUGAUAAAGCCUCUGCUGGUGCAGCCCGGCGGGAUCCUGGUGGAGAAGACUCACAGCUCCCUGCUCUGCCAGGAAGGUGCUGAAGAAGUGUCCUUGGAGAUUCCUGCAAACAUCCUGGAGAGCUCCCAGAGGGCCCACAUCAUCGUGAUGGGUGAUAUCCUGGGCAAUGCCCUGCAGAACCUGGACGGACUCCUGGCCAUGCCCUACGGCUGUGGGGAGCAGAACAUGGUUCGCUUUGCCCCCAACAUCUACAUCCAGCAGUACCUGGAGAAGAGCGGGCAGCUGCUGCCGGACAUCCGCGCCAAGGCCCAGGGGUUCCUGCAGAGCGGGUACCAGCGGGAGCUGCUGUACAAACACGACGACGGCUCCUACAGCGCCUUUGGCAAGAGCGAUCCCUCGGGCAACACCUGGCUGACAGCGUUUGUCCUCAAGUCCUUCGGGCAGGCCCGAGCCUACGUGGCCAUCGAGGAGCAGCACAUCACGGACGCACUGCGCUGGCUCCAGCAGCGCCAGAGGGAGAGCGGCUGCUUCCGCAAAGAGGGCAAACUCUUCCACAAUGCCCUGCAGGUGGGGCAGGGCUGGCCUGGGGAACCCAGAGCGUGCUCUGGGCAGUGGGAGUGUCCCUGUGUUGGUGUCACAGCCUGGUCAGACCCAUGUCCUCCUGUCCCCUUGCAGGGCGGUGUCUCGGAUGAGCUCUCGCUCUCGGCGUAUGUGACGGCAGCGAUGCUGGAGCUGGGACUGCCCACGGUGGAGCCGGUGCUGAGCUCAGCCCUCAGGUGCCUGGAGGCCUCUCCCACGGAUGACCCCUACACACAAGCCCUGCUGGCCUAUGUGUUCGGGCUGGCAGGGCUGAGGGAGCAGCAGCAGGUGCAGCUGCAGCGCCUGGCCCAGCACAGCACCAGUGCAGAUGGGCAACUCUACUGGAAGAGGAAGGGGCAGGCUCAGGAGGACUUGGAGCUGUCCUGGGCUGCGGCCCCGUCGGCUGAGGUGGAGAUGACAGCCUAUGUCCUGCUGGCCUACCUGUCCCAGCCCUCGGUGUCCCCCGCUGACCUGGGGACAGCGUCCCGGAUCGUCCGCUGGCUCUGCAAGCAGCAGAACCCCUACGGGGGCUUUGCCUCCACGCAGGACACCGUGGUGGCCCUGCAAGCCCUGGCCAAAUACGCCGCCCUGACCUACGGCAGCAACGGGGACAUGACAGUGACGGUGACAUCGCCUACGGGGACGGUGCAGGACUUUGUGCUGGACAGCAGCAACCGGCUGGUGCUGCAGCGGGCGGCGCUGCCCGAGCUGCCGGGCACCUACGGGCUGCGAGCCCGUGGGCAGGGCUGUGCCCUGGCACAGGUGGGUACAGCCUGGGCCCCCCGUCCUGGGCGCUGUGCCCUCGCUGGGCUCACCCUGUCCCCUGUCCCCCAGGUGACCCUGCGCUAUAACGUGCCUCCCCCGCCCAGCACCGGGGCCUUCGAGCUGCGGGUGCAGACGGAGCUGCUGCCGGGCACGAAGAACCCGGGGUUCCUGCUCCGCCUCUGGGCACGGUACACUGGGGAGCGCCCUGCCACCAACAUGGUUGUCAUCGAGGCCAAGCUGCCAUCGGGAUACAGCCCCGAUAAGAAAUCCACGGUAGAGCUGAAGAGGCAGAACCUGGUGAAGAAGGUGGAGGUGCAGCCUGACCAGGUGACCAUUUACCUGGACGAGCUGACCAAGGAGGAGAAGACCUUUUCCUUCCAAGCCCAGCAGGACUUCGUGGUGAGCAACCUCCAGCCGGCCACCGUGUCCCUGUACGACUACUACGAGACAGGUGAGCCCUGCAGGGCCGUGUCCCCUGGUCCUGCUGCCAGCCCUGCAGCCCCAGGGGCUCAGUGGGCUCUGCCUGAUCUCCCAGCUCCCACUGAUGAGCUCUGGCUCCUUAAGGGAGCAGCUCCUCCCAGGCCCAUGGUCACCACCCCUCCCAUUGCAGGUGACCGUGUGGAUGUGGCCUACACUGCACCCCCCAGCUCAGGUAGGGGCUGAGCCUGCCAGGCCAGGGGUCACCCCACCCUUGGGACCCUGAUGGGGACCUGGAGGGCACCAGGGGAAGGAGGGCAGGGAGUGAGUGGGGACAAAGGAGCCCAUCCUGGAAUCUUGCCCCGAUUGUUGGGGAUUUGCUGGGCAGAGCUUGGGGCAGAGGUCAGGGACUGGCACUGGACCCUGCCCAGGUGUGCAGGCUGGGGGUGCAGGAGAUGCUCUUUGUGCCUCUUUGAGGGGGCUCAGCCCCCAUCAGCCCUGGCCUUCCUCCUGUGAUCCCCUGCAGCUCCCCCCUGGGGCUUUGGGGUCACACAGGGGAUAGGACACUGAGCUCCAAGGGAUGGGGCUCAGCCAGGGGGUCAGGGCCAAGCAAGGGUGGUGGUGGUGAUGGGGGUAGUGGUUCUGGGGACUCUCCUCUCACAGCACCCCCAUAUUCCCUUUUGAAGAGAAGGAAAACGUCUAACUCAGCCUGGAGCCUGGCAGCCCAUCCCUGCCCCAGCUCCUGUGGCCACCAAGAACAGCUGAGGGUCUCUGCUCCCACCCUGGCCUGGUCCUGACCCUCCAUGGGGGCAGGAGGUGGCCCAGAGACCCUCCCAGCAGCACUGGUCUCAAGCAGGGCCCCUCUGGAUAGAGCCCCAGCUUCCCCCCAGGAUCUGCAGCCAAGGGGCUCCUGCAGGCCCAAGGACACACAUGGACUUGGCUGAGCAGCCACAGUGGGCACUGCACAGGGACACCCCCAGGUCACCUCCUGCCAACCCUGCACGGGGCUCUGGGGUGCCAGCUCUGGCCUCUCCCCUCCCCACAGCACCUGAAGGGGACCCAGAGCUCCUCCCUUGUGCCAGAGCUUGCCUGGCAGGUCCCCACCACCCCUCACUCCCCACAGUGCCACCCCAGCC
Zonotrichia albicollis (white-throated sparrow) is the source of this 5486-nucleotide messenger RNA. Lineage: Eukaryota; Metazoa; Chordata; Aves; Passeriformes; Passerellidae. The record is from RefSeq and is a predicted model, not a curated record.